Messenger RNA from Morus notabilis, 2755 nucleotides. RefSeq names its product protein LNK2. The record is from RefSeq and is a predicted model, not a curated record. The transcript has 9 exons. The coding region runs from base 272 to 2347 and encodes 691 amino acids. Gene Ontology annotation, biological process: circadian rhythm; regulation of DNA-templated transcription. NCBI's taxonomy places the organism in Eukaryota, Viridiplantae, Streptophyta, Magnoliopsida, Rosales, Moraceae.
CUCCUCAGCUUUGCUUAGCUUCUCUAUUCUCUCUGGAAAACUCUUCUUCUUCUUCCUUUUUCCAUUCAAACUUUGACGGCGAAAACAGGACGAUUCCUCUUCGCUCUUCUCUGUUUGGAUUCCGGGAGAAAAUUCAUGUUUUCUUCGUGAUUUCGUUUUCUCUCUCGGGCUCUCUUUCCGCGGAAUUUGGCGAUGUGUAAACCGGCCUACGUGUGUGUCCUCGAUUUCGAUUUUGGCUUCGCGAUUUUCUCUUGCUUCUUCUUCCUCAGAAAUGUUUGAUUGGGACGACGCGGAGCUAGCAAACAUAAUAUGGGAUGAGGCUGCUGAGAACAGUGACCAUAUUGUUCCUUAUCCUAAGGGAACUGAAGAUUGUCGCAUUAAGAAGGAAUGGAAAGAAGAAUCUGCUGUAAUAAAGCCUACUGAGCAGAAAAGCCCCAGGGCCAAAGUUGAUUUGAAUGGAAAAAUUCCGGAGGGCAGUUCCAGUGUGGUCAAACAUGAUGGAAAUUCUGCCUAUGGAAUUGGGAUGGAGCCAUGGUCUGAUUUGCCCUUACCUAAUGCUGCCAAUACUGAACUGGAAUCUGUGGAUACUGAAGUACCAACUGGCUUAACUGAAAUUACAAAAUAUCAUUCGUCAAGAGGGACAGAUCAGCUUGAUAAAGAUGAUGAAAUAUAUCAAAAUUCCCACGAAGUUAAAGAACAAGGUAACUUUGUUGACUAUGGCUGGGCAAACAUUGGAAGUUUUGAUGAUUUUGAUCGUAUUUUCAGCAACAAUGAUGCUGUAUUUGGUCACGUGAGUCUUGAUAAUCCUGAUGAGCUAUGGUCUUCCUCCAGAGAUGUUGCUAACAGUGCAGCCAAAUCCUUUCCUAUUUCUUCUGAGAUGCCCAUAAAAACAGAAUAUGUGCAAGAUGACCUGACAUGUAGCCUCCAAUUUGGGAAAACAGAUGAUUCUACGUCGCAAACUCUGCAGAGUGUUCAUUGCAUUCUGGAUCAUGUUGAAGAGGCUAGUGGUAAAAGUAAGCCCAUGGCAAAGGAGCAGCCAGAUUUGGGCAAGAUGGUGCAAACAACAGUAGCAGCCUCUCAUCCAGCUGCUGUAAACAUUGCAACCCAAAAUGAAGUCUCUGUUAAGCUUACUAGGCAAAAGAAACCAUUGAAGUCUCGUAAAAGGCUGGAGGAGAAAAUUGAAGGGAGGCCACUGCAAGAGUUGUAUGGUGCCUGGCCUUCAUUGAGAAACCAUUCUGGACAACAUGAAAACCGAUUGGCACACACGACUCAACCUUCUCUCUCUUCAGUUCAGCAGAUGCAGCUUCUAGCACCUGAGAUUUUUCAGUACCAGCACAUCUCAAACCAAUUUGCAGCUCAUCCUGUCUACGGAAAUCUGAAGAAUCCAUACCUUGCCAUGCCUGUGCUGUCUCACAUUCAGCCUGGGAAACUGAAGCAUCAACCUUUGCUUUCUAGUUGUGAUGUUUUAGCUGCUAAUAAAAAUUCUGCAAAGAAAUCUGCAGAAGCUCCUGUAAAACCUAUAGUUAUGACGCCUCAGGAGAAAAUAGAAAAGUUAAGGCGGCGGCAGCAACUGCAGGCAAUGCUUGCCAUUCAGAAACAACAACAAGAACUUCAUCGGCAAAUCCCUUCUACCAAUCAUUCCACCACUCAAAAUUUUCCUCUAGAAAAUCAAAGCCAGCAGUUUGGGGGAGCGUAUCUUAAAAUUGAAGACUUAAGUACUUUUCAUUGUCUGGAACCAAACUCUCCUGUAGAGCAAGAUGAUUCUAGCACUAUUUCUGCAGCCAUUGAUGAUUAUUCCGUGGAGGAAACAAUACUUCACAGGCUUCAAGAUAUCAUAAAAAAGUUGGAUAUCACAGUAAGACUUUGUAUACGAGAUAGCUUGUUCCGCUUGGCUCAAAGUGCUGUGCAAAGGCAUUAUGCAAGUGACACAAGCAGUACCAACAAAAGUAGCAAGGAAGAACGUGAAGCUCUUGCAAAGGAGGAAAUCAAUAGCUGCAGCAGAUUGCCAGAUUGUGAAACGGAGACGAAUCCCAUAGACCGAGCUGUGGCUCAUUUGCUCUUUCACAUACCUAUGGAGUUGUCAGGAAAACAACUCGAGCCAUCUGAAUCGCCUCUUUCUACUAAGCUUCCAAGUGAGCAAAGAGCAGCAGAAACGAUUAUAAACUUGCCCGAGACUUUCAUUAACAAACGGUGUUUUGGUCACCAAGAAUCUAAAGUUUGCUCGCCAAUAUUAGUCGAGCCUGACCAGUACAAGCACGGUCCAUGCGUGGACGCCUCCGCAAAUGCCUCAAACAAGGGACUCACAUACGGUGGAGCUGUCGUUGCCGCCGUCGAAUCUUCUCAAUGAACAAAAACGUAUUAUCCAGUGAUCAACAGUAAGGUAUUCUUUUAUUGUCAGCCAACUGGGUCUUAUCAUUUUGUGCGGUUUCUGGUGCCUGAAAAUGACAGACAUUACCACAGUGGAGCCUUUAGCAUUAAAACAAGCAUACAGUUUGAAGAAGAACCAAGUUCAAUUCACUAUAUAUCUAUUUGUCUAUUGUUCUGAGAUUUAUGACUUUCUGUAUCUUUAUUUAGAAUACAUGAGACGCGUAAUUUGAUCGUGUGUGACUGUGAUGGAUGAAGGGAUGGAGCUAAAUAUAAGCCACAAACCUAAAUCAUGAACAUAAUUGGCAGAUUGGUGUAUGCUCAAUGCCCAAACCCAAGAAUUUGGCAUUUAAUUAUAUGCUUAUGGAUUCAGUUAGCUGAAUUAGAUUCA